AUGUCGUCGACCUGCAGCGCCGUGCCCGUGGUUGGGCGCGUGGCGCGCGCAGGCCGCCGACAACGUCACCGAUUUCCUCGUUUGCGCAGCAGCCCCCGCUGGCGGCACGGAUUGCUUCUUCGCUGCGUUGCCAGCCACCUCCGUUUUUCAUGCAUUCCGAGCGCGAAGGCGCGCGCGUCGCAGGGAGGCUCGACGACGCUCGGCGUCCCGAGAGAGGAGCUCCUCGGGCUCAGUCCCAAUUGUGACAAAUGCCACGUCGGCUCGUCCCGGGCACACAGCGGGUCUCACGAGGCCCCGCGCAGGCAAGAGGGCAGCAUACUCGACCUGGUAGUACGCCUGCGAGGCUGA
Messenger RNA from Pedinophyceae sp. YPF-701, 348 nucleotides. NCBI's taxonomy places the organism in Eukaryota, Viridiplantae, Chlorophyta, Pedinophyceae. The record is from the annotation of a GenBank genome assembly.